Messenger RNA from Solanum dulcamara, 834 nucleotides. RefSeq lists its product as uncharacterized. The record is from RefSeq and is a predicted model, not a curated record. The coding region runs from base 177 to 638 and encodes 153 amino acids. Lineage: Eukaryota; Viridiplantae; Streptophyta; Magnoliopsida; Solanales; Solanaceae. The transcript has 2 exons.
GCCUCACAACUCCUUUCAGUUCUCUCUAUUUCCAUUUCCAUUUCUUUCUCAAAUUAACCACAACUUAUAUUUUAUUUUUAGCAUCAGUUCCAUUUUUUCCCCUCGAAACUAAAGUUGCUUCUUGAACUGUAUGUUGGAAGGAGAACAUUCGAAACAUUAUCGAUAAAGAAAGAAGAAUGGAGAAUCAAAAUUAUCCACCGCCCCAUUCGGACGCGUCGCGGCCUUCACUUGGUUUCCCUCUGGGAACUGCGCUUCUAUUGCUAAUAAUUUUCAGCUUGAGUGGCAUCUUUUCUUGCUGCUACCAUUGGGACAAGCUUCGCUCUCUCCGUCGAUCCUUCGCCGACGGUACAGAUCUCGAAGCCGGCGGAGACCCUUCAUCUUUGAAAUCUAAACGAGCAUACAUGAAUUGUAAGCAAAACCAAAUCUCAGACAUGCCAGCAGUGUUAAUGCCUGGAGAUCAAGUACCCAAGUUCAUAGCAUUGCCAUGUCCAUGUCAGCCUCUCCGACCAGACAAGGUACUUGCAGAGGUGAAGCAGCAGCCGUCGUCUCCUAUAAAGCCACCUCCUCAUAUGCCAGUGCCAGUGCCAGUGUCAGUGGAUGUACCUUUCAGUCAAAUUCGUACUACUUUUUACUUGUAAAUAUCAAUGAAAUAAGAGUAAUUUUCCAGUACAUUUUUACUCUCGAGGCCGGGAUGUCGUAUAUGAAAUCUUUUAACGGUAAUUUGUAGUAAACAGUGAUGUGCUCGAACAUAGUUUCAUAUUUGUAUCUCAAAAGAAAGGUAAAAAUAUUCUUUAAAGGUACGAAACCUUUUGAAAAAAUUAUAUGACUUUGAUU